AUGCGUAGGACCAAGGGAUAUCAAGACUUGGAUGAAAAUGCUGGAGAUUCACGUUUGUCCAUUUCGCAAAUGCCACUACCUCAAGAAAUCGAAAUGGCCUCGGUUUCUGUCGUUCCCGAUGAUACAUUUACAGUCACUCAAGCAGUUAAUGCUCUGGGCUUUGGUUGGUUUCAAGUUAAGUUAUCUCUCUGUACUGGUUUAUGUUGGAUGGCAGAUUCAAUGGAGAUGACCAUACUAAGUAUUUUGUCUCCGGCACUACACUGUGAAUGGAAUAUAAGCAAGUAUCAGCAAGCUCUAACUACCACCAUAGUAUUUUUAGGUAUGAUGUUAAGUUCAACCUUUUGGGGAAACAUUAGUGACCGUUAUGGAAGGAAAACUGCAUUGAGCAUGUGUGGAGUUUUGUUAUUUUAUUAUGGUUUGCUGAGUUCUAUUGCUCCAAAUUUUCUCUGGUUACUUUUCUUGAGGGGACUUGUUGGAUUUGCAAUAGGUUGCGUACCACAAUCUGUAACAUUGUAUGCUGAAUUUUUACCAACUAAACAAAGAGCUAAAUGUGUGGUUCUGCUAGAUUGUUUUUGGGCGCUUGGAGCCUGCUUGGAAGUAGCGUUGGCAUUAGUAGUUAUGCCAACGUUGGGAGUGCAUUGGCUGCUCGCUCUAUCGACAAUUCCAUUACUAAUUUUUGCACUAAUUUGUCCUUGGUUACCAGAAUCAGCUCGAUUUCAUGUCGCAAGUGGCCAGCCAGAUAAAGCAUUAGCUACUCUAGAGCAGAUAGCGCAAGAUAACGGACGCCCAAUGUUACUUGGCCGUCUAGUGUGCGACGACUCUGUGGGCAUCGGCCAACGUGGACGCCUCAAGCAUCUUCUUAUACCUCAUCUGAGAAACACCAGUUUGCUACUCUGGUUUAUAUGGAUGUCAUGCGCAUUCUGCUACUAUGGACUUGUACUGAUGACAACAGAGCUUUUUGAAACCGAUGCAGACGGUUCCGAGGAAUCCUGCGCGGCGGACUGUCGUCCAUUGCAGACCACAGAUUAUAUGGACCUUCUUUGGACUACUUUAGCUGAGUUCCCUGGUAUCUUCGCAACAAUUUUCAUCAUCGAGAAGUGCGGACGAAAAAGAACAAUGGCGGCACAGUUUAUUAUUUUCGCCCUUUGUAUCUGUAUGCUGACUUAUAACGGAAAUCGAACCUUUCUUACGUGUAUACUAUUCGUGGCGCGGGGUAUCAUCGCGGGACUAUUUCAAGCGGCCUAUGUUUACACACCAGAGGUUUAUCCGACAGCCCUCAGAGCGACAGCAGUCGGUGCUUGCAGUGGCGUAGCGAGACUUGGUGCUAUGAUUACGCCAUACGUUGCGCAGGUUCUAUUGAAAAGCUCGAUCGUUAUAGCAACGGGGGUGUAUUCUUUAGCGGCAGUGUUAGCAGCCGUCGCCUGUCUAGCACUGCCAAUAGAAACCAAAGGCAGGGAAAUGAGGGACACCGUCACCGGCACUACAUAA
This is a messenger RNA of Parnassius mnemosyne (clouded apollo), 1488 nucleotides long. NCBI's taxonomy places the organism in Eukaryota, Metazoa, Arthropoda, Insecta, Lepidoptera, Papilionidae. The record is from the annotation of a GenBank genome assembly.